GCCAGAUAAGAAGCAUUCCCAGAAGUACUAGCUCCAGUUUUAUUAUUAGGAUACAUUAACAGAAUCUUGCAAUUGUUGCAAGAAACUUAAUGACUAGUGACUUAGAAUGUCUUCUAGAAUCACCUCAAAAUUAUUUUGGCAAUAUAACAGUGGUAAGAAAUAACAUUUUUUAGACUCAGCAAUAGCUAGGUAAUGCUAAAAAAAUGCUGUAACAGGCUAAUCAAUGGAAACGACCAAAAAUUACUACCCUUUAGAAAUACAAAUCAGUGCAGAAAAUUAAUUAUCUAUUUCACCAGUAUAUAUGAUUGCAUUAGGUAAAACUGCUUCUUUUCCACCUCAUUAAGGUGGAAGUUCUGAAUGAUCACUUGUGAGGUUCAAAAAGGGGGUUAGGUGACCUAUCUAUGUAACAUUUGUCACAUUCUUAAGUAUUAUCAGAUACUUGCCUUUGUGCAAUAUUAUUCACAGGAUUAUGGCAAAAAAAUGGGAAUAUACUUCUAAAUUUAGAAAAGUGCCCUCAGUUAAAACAAAUCCUAUGUCCAAUGCAAGACUGAGCCAGUCAAUUUUUGUCUUGAUAUCAAAUAUAUAUUUCAGGAAUAAAGUCAGUUAAGAUAUCACAUGAGUUUGAGAACAUGCCUUACUUGUCAUUUGCUUAAAAGAUUCAAGAGCUACAUAUCCAACUAAGACUCAGAUAGGUAGUUAGAAAAGUAAUUCUGGUCAUAGCCCUCAAAGGAAAAAGAAUCAUAGGGGCUGAAUACAAAAUAUUUCUGUUUCUCCAUUUUGAAAUGCGGUCACAAGAGGUCGCUGUUUCCUAAGGAAAGCCUCUAAGUGAAACUGAAAAUGCAGAGCCCCUCCCUUAAAGGGACCGACAUUCCUGCCGGCCAGAUCCACAAGGGAAAUAUCGAACAACAGAGAAAUCACAACAAGCCAAGAUCCAACCUAUGAAAGCAUUGCCAGUAUGGCUGGGCUACGUGGGCUCCGCUCCUGACCCCUUGAUGGCAAGAUAUAUAGAGAAAAAAGAAAAGGGCUUGCGGGUGCUGUGCCUGUGUCUGCGAUGCUUACCUGGCCGACGGGGCUGCUGCAGCUGCUUCUGCUCCAGACCGCCUGGAAAAUGGGGAGCGGCCAGCUAUUAUUCUGUGCUGGAGGAAUCCCAGCACGGCACCUUUGUGGGCCGCAUCGCCCAGGAUCUGGGGUUGGAGGUGAGCGAGCUGGUGCCUCGGAUGUUCCGGAUGCUGUCCAAAGGAGAGAAGGACUAUUUUGAGGUAAACCUGCAGAAUGGGAUCUUGUUUGUAAAUUCCCGGAGAGACAGGGAGGAGCUGUGUGCCAAGACUGCAGACUGUGUCCUUCAUCUGGAGGUGAUUGUGGAGAAACCUCUGAGGUUCUUCCAUGUGGAGGUUGAAGUCAAAGACAUUAAUGACAAUGCUCCCGUCUUCUCUGCCAGGAAAAGGAUCCUGAGCAUAUCAGAACUGAUAACAGGUACCCAGUUCUCCUUGGAAGGGGCUUCUGAUGCAGAUAUUGGUACUAAUGCGCUGUUAACUCACAGGCUCAGUCCAAACAACCAUUUUGUUUUGGAUUCAGGAAAUAAUGAAGAUGAGAGUACAUCUGUAGUACUUGUGUUAAAGGUUCCACUUGACAGGGAGGAGAGCCCUGUGCAUCAUUUAAUACUGACAGCCACUGAUGGGGGUGAACCAAAACUCACAGGAACUGUUCAGCUGGUCAUCAAUGUGCUGGAUGUUAAUGACAACCCUCCUGUAUUUAACCAAUCUGUUUAUAGGGUAAAGUUGCUAGAAAACACUGCUAGUGGGUCAUUAGUUAUUACUCUGAAUGCAACAGAUUUAGAUGAGGGGAUUAAUAGGGAAAUCUCUUAUUUUUUUACAGAUAGCCUAGCUCUUCAUGUCACAAAGCUGUUUAGUAUAAAUUCUGAUAAUGGGGAAAUCAUAGUGAUUGGAAAAUUGGAUUAUGAAGAAAGUAAGUUCCAUGAACUUCCAAUUGUUGCAGAAGAUAAAGGCAAUUCUCCAUUAUCGGGGCACUGUAAAGUUCUCAUUGAAGUGUUGGACAUAAAUGACAAUAUUCCAGAAUUAUCUGUGAAUUCUCUCUCUGUGCCACUGCCAGAGGACUCCCCUCCAGGGACUGUGGUAGCCAUCCUCAGUGCUUCUGACAGGGAUUCUGGCACCAAUGGACAAAUCAGCUGUUUCCUCUUGCCCACUGGAGUACCCUUCAAACUUGAGUCCACAUUCAAGAACUACUACUCCCUGAUUGUUGGUGCAGUCCUAGAUCGAGAGCAGGUGGCUGAGUACAGGAUGGUUGUGACAGUGGAAGAUCAAGGCGUUCCACCCCUGUCUUCUAGCAUCAGCCUCUUAGUGCCUAUCAGUGACAUAAAUGAUAAUACUCCAACUUUCCCACAGCCUUCCUACACAGUCUUUGUGAAGGAGAACAAUCUCCCUGGUGCUCACAUCUUCACAGUAUCUGCCUCGGACCCAGAUGUAGCUGAGAAUGCCCUGAUCACCUAUUGGAUAGAUGAGAAGCUAUGGCCAUUGACAAGCUACAUCUCUGUACAUUCAGAGAGUGGAAAGCUCUAUGCUUUGCAGUCCUUGGAUUAUGAGGAGUUGAAACUGCUGGAGUUCCAGGUGAGAGCCAAGGAUGCUGGAAUGCCCUCCUUGUGUGGCAAUGCGACUGUUCAGGUCUUUGUGCUGGACGAGAAUGACAAUGCACCUGCCGUGUCAGGAUCAUCAGAAGAGAACCUGAUUCUUCUAGUGGUCCCCGUGAUGCCUGGGCAUAUUGUAGGCAAGAUCCAUGCCUUGGAUGCGGAUUCUGGAUACAAUGCGUGGCUCAGGUACGAACUGGUUGAAGAAAGCAGCAGUCCAUGGUCUGUGGGGCAGUAUAGUGGUGAGGUGAGUACCAAAUAUCCUCUGGAUGAAUCGGAAGGAGGCAAAAUUCAGAGUGUUCUGGUUCUUGUGACGGACCAUGGAAAACCUCAGCUCUCAGCCACAGCCACCCUGAGUGUGUCACUAAUAACAAGUACCCAGGACAUCAAAAAAUAUAAUCAGCAUCUAAUAUCAGGAGAGAUCUUCAUGCCCCUGGUGGACUCAAUCAACAUCUAUCUGAUCAUUGCCAUCUGCUCUGUUUCCAGCCUCUUUUUGCUGGCCAUUCUCAUCUACGUGGCCCUGCGAUGCCACUGCAAGGCAAAGGAAUCCAUGGUUUAUGGCCCUGGCAUGGCCACCCUGGUCUGUGCCAGUGAAGUGGGCAGCUGGUCCUAUUCCAAUCGCCACAGCCACAUCCUGGCAGGGGUGAGCACAGAGGCUGGUGCCAAGAGUGACCUUAUGAUUUUCAGUCCCAACAUUCCUGUUUUUGCAAAUAACGGGGAACUUAGGAAUGGGACAGAAUUACUCCCAGAUUCAGCUAAAGAGCUGGGCUACGUGGGCUCCGCUCCUGACCCCUUGAAGGCAAGAUAUAUAGAGAAAAAAGAAAAGGGCUUGCGGGUGCUGUGCCUGUGUCUGCGAUGCUUACCUGGCCGACGGGGCUGCUGCAGCUGCUUCUGCUCCAGACCGCCUGGAAAAUGGGGAGCGGCCAGCUAUUAUUCUGUGCUGGAGGAAUCUCAGCACGGCACCUUUGUGGGCCGCAUCGCCCAGGAUCUGGGGUUGGAGGUGAGCGAGCUGGUGCCUCGGAUGUUCCGGAUGCUGUCCAAAGGAGAGAAGGACUAUUUUGAGGUAAACCUGCAGAAUGGGAUCUUGUUUGUAAAUUCCCGGAUAGACAGGGAGGAGCUGUGUGCCAAGACUGCAGACUGUGUCCUUCAUCUGGAGGUGAUUGUGGAGAAACCUCUGAGGUUCUUCCAUGUGGAGGUGGAAAUCAAAGACAUGAAUGACAAUGCUCCCGUCUUCUCUGCCAGAGAAAAGAUCCUGAGCAUAUCAGAACUCAUAACCUCUGGCACCCAGUUCCUAUUAGAAGGAGCAUCUGAUGCAGAUAUUGGUACCAAUGCUCUGUUAACUUACAAGCUCAGUCCAAACAACCAUUUUGCUCUUGAUUCAGGAAAUAAUGAAGAUGGGAGUAAAUCUGUAGUACUUGUGUUAAAGGUUUCACUUGACAGAGAGAAGAACCCUGUCCAUCAUUUAGUACUGACAGCCACUGAUAGGGGUGAACCGAAACUCACAGGAACUGUUCAGCUAGUAAUCAGUGUGCUGGAUGUUAAUGACAACCCUCCUGUAUUUAACCAAUCUGUUUAUAGGGUAAAGCUGCUAGAAAAUACAGCUAGUGGAUCAUUAGUUAUUACUCUGAAUGCUACAGACUUAGAUGAAGGGAUUAAUAGGGAAAUCUCUUAUUUUUUUAGUUAUAACCUACCUCAACAUGUCAGAAAUAUGUUUAGUAUAAAUUCUGAUACUGGGGAAAUCAGAGUAAUUGGAAAAUUGGAUUAUGAAGAUAUUAAUUUCUAUGAACUUCAAGUUGUGGCAGAAGAUAAGGGUACUUUAUCUGGACAUUGUAAAGUUCUCAUUGAAGUGUUGGACAUAAAUGACAAUAUUCCAGAAAUAUCUGUUAAUUCUCUCUCUGUGCCAUUGCCAGAGGACUCCCCUCCAGGGACUGUGGUAGCCAUCCUGAGUGCUUCUGACAGGGAUUCUGGCACCAAUGGACAAAUCAGCUGCUUCCUCUUUCCCCCUGGAGUACCCUUCAGACUCGAGUCCACAUUCAAGAACUACUACUCCCUGAUUGUUGGUGCAGUCCUAGAUCGAGAGCAGGUGGCUGAGUACAGGAUGGUUGUGACAGUGGAAGAUCAAGGCGUUCCACCACUGUCUUCUAGCAUCAGCCUCUUAGUGCCUAUCAAUGACAUAAAUGAUAAUGCUCCAGCCUUCACACAGCCCUCCUACAUAGUCUUUGUGAAGGAGAACAAUCCCCCUGGUGCUCACAUUUUCACAGUAUCUGCCUCGGACCCAGACGUAGCUGAGAAUGCCCUGAUCACCUAUUGGAUAGACGAGAAGCUGUGGCCAUUGUCAAGCUACAUCUCUGUACAUUCGGAGAGCGGAAAGCUCUAUGCUCUGCAGUCCUUGGACUAUGAGGAGUUGAAACUGCUGGAGUUCCAGGUGAGAGCCAAGGAUGCUGGAAUGCCCUCCUUGUGUGGCAAUGCGACUGUUCAGGUCUUUGUGCUGGACGAGAACGACAAUGCACCUGAUGUUUCAGAAUCACCAGGAGAGAACCUGAUUCUCCUAGUGGUCCCCGUAAUGCCUGGGCAUAUUGUAGGCAAGAUCCAUGCCUUGGAUGCAGAUUCUGGCUACAAUGCGUGGCUCAGGUACGAACUGGUUGAAGAAAGCAGUGGCCCAUGGUCUGUGGGCCAGUAUAGUGGUGAGGUGAGUACCAAAUAUCCUCUGGAUGAAUCAGAAGGCAGCAAAAUCCAGAGUGUGUUGGUUCUAGUGAAGGAUCAUGGGAAACCUCAACUCUCAGCCACAGCUACCCUGAGUGUGUCUCUUGUGACAAAUUCCCAGGCCAGCAAGACAGAUAUUUAUGUGCAACGAUCAGGGGAGAGCUUUGUGCCCCUGGUGGAUUCAAUCAAUGUCUAUCUGAUCAUUGCCAUCUGCUCUGUUUCCAGUCUAUUCCUGCUAGCCAUUCUCAUCUAUGUGGCCUUGCGAUGCCACUGCAAGGCAAAAGAAUCCAUGGUUUAUGGCCCUGGCAUGGCCACCCUGGUCUGUGCCAGUGAAGUGGGCAGCUGGUCCUAUUCCAAUCGCCACAGCCACAUCCUGGCGGGGGUGAAUGCAGAGGCUGGUGCCAAGAAUGACCUCAUGAUUUUCAGUCCCAACAUUCCUUUUUUUGCAAAUAAUGGAGAACUUCAAAAUGGUACAGAACUGCCUCCAAAUGCAUCUAAGGAGCCUCUAAAAGUACUUCAUUACACAGUUCUUUCAUUAUUGGACUUAGUGUGUCUUAUAGACAUUUAUAAAGCUCUGCAGGUCUCCAGUUUUGCCAUGCUUGUGUGGAAAGUGGAUUCUGGGAAGGCAUCGCUGCUGCAGCUAGCUCUCCUCCACACUCUUUGGGGAAUGGGGAACCGCCAGCUCUAUUACUCAAUACAGGAGGAAUCCCAGCAGGGCACUUUUGUGGGCCACAUUGCCCAGGAUCUGGGUCUAGAGGUGGAUGAACUCGUGUCUCGGAUGUUUCAGUUGGUCUCCAAGGAACAAAGGGAAUAUUUCCAGCAAUGCCCCAAUCUUCCCUGUUACAGAGAGGCAAUUUACUAUUGCAGAGAGUCUAGUCUUUGUAAUUCACGUUUUCCCCUAGAGGGAACCUCCGAUGCUGAUAUUGCUGCAAACUCUCUGCUUAGCUACAGACUUAAUCCCAACCUACUCUUCAGUCUAAUAAUUGAAACUUAUGAACAUAGUGUCUCUUUAUUUCUUGUUUUAAAUAAACCUCUUGAUAGAGAAGAAUGUGCUGUUCAUCGCUUAUUUCCUUUAGCCACCGAUGGAGGUGACCCACAACUCACUAGUACAAUGCAGUUAGAAAUCAAAGUGCUAGAUGCAAAUGAUAACCCUCCUGUAUUUAACCAGUCAGUUUAUAAUGUCCAGAUUUUAGAAAACUCAGAAAAUGAGGUAAUAUUUAAGGUAAAUGCAACAGAUUUAGAUGAGGGGACAAAUAGAGAAAUUACAUACAUUUCAAGUAAUUUUUCUCCUACCAAUGGAAAAGAAAAAUUCAUCCUUGAUCAUCAAACUGGUGAGAUAUAUGUGAAAGGACAUUUGGACUUUGAGGAAAGGAAUUUCUAUGAAAUACAUGUUGAGGCAAAAGAUAACAGAAAUCCUCCAUUAUCAGGAUACUGCAAGGUUUUGAUCGAGAUUUUGGAUCUCAGUGAUAAUCCUCCAGAAAUCACAGUGGUGUCUUUGUUGAUAACUAUUCCAGAGGAUUCGCCAUUGGGGAUGGUGAUAGCUCUGAUUACUGUUUUGGACAGGGAUACUGGUGCCAAUGGACAAGUGAGCACUUUUUUGUGGCCAUUUGGGAUCCCUUACAGGCUAGUGUCAACUGGCAAAAAUUACUAUUCAUUGGUGCUAAAUGAGCACCUAGAUUGGAAACAAGUUGCUGAGUACAGUCUACAAAUCACUGCACAAGAUCAAGGAACUCCAUCACUGUCCCCCUCCUACACCGUUUUUGUGAAGGAGAACAAUCCCCCUGGUGCUCACAUCUUUACAGUAUCUGCCUUGGACCCAGACACAGCUGUGCCAUUGCCAGAAGACUCCCCUCCAGGGACUGUGGUAGCCAUCCUCAGUGCUUCUGACAGGGAUUCUGGCACCAAUGGACAUAUCAACUGUUUCCUCUUUCCCCCUGGAGUACCCUUCAAACUCGAGUCCACAUUCAAGAACUACUACUCCCUGUUUGUUGGUGCAGUCCUAGAUCGAGAGCAGGUGGCUGAGUACAGGAUGGUUGUGACAGUGAAAGAUCAAGGCGUUCCACCCCUGUCUUCUAGCAUCAGCCUCUUAGUGCCUAUCAGUGACAUAAAUGAUAAUGUUCCAACUUUCCCACAGCCCUCCUACACAGUCUUUAUGAAGGAGAACAAUCCCCCUGGUACUCACAUCUUCACAGUAUCUGCCUUGGACCCAGACAUAGCUGAGAAUGCCCUGAUCGCUUAUUGGAUAGGCGAGAAGCUGUGGCCAUUGUCAAGCUACAUCUCUGUACAUUCGGAGAGUGGAAAGCUCUAUGCUCUGCAAUCCUUGGACUAUGAGGAAUCAAAACUGCUGGAGUUCCAAUGCAAGGCAAAGGAAUCCAUAGUUUAUGGCCCUGGCAUGGCCACCCUGGUCUGUGCCAGUGAAGUGGGCAACUGGUCCUAUUCCAUUCGCCAAAGCCACAUCCUGGCAGGGGUGAGCACAGAGGCUGGUGCCAAGAGUGACCUUAUGAUUUUCAGCCCCAACAUUCCUGUUCUUAUGGAUGGUGGGGAAGUAGGAAUUUUGAAGGAGCCAAUUCCAAAUGCACAAAAACAGCCUAUCUGGAUCCCAGCCCAAGAUGUUGGCUAUGAGCAAAAACUUGGAAGGGAAGAAGAAGCUGGGAGAGACCCUGCUUGGGAAGAGCCAGCACCACCUCAGACCAGAGCAAGAGUGCAACCAGUCAGUGUGCUUCCGAAACUGAAGUCUGAACAACUGGCCGCAGCCACAAAGGAGCGAGCGAAGGAUGCCUUAGUUCUUCCCUUAAUCCAGGGAAGGGGAACCCCAACCCUGCCAAGAUGGGGCCAGUCUUCUACAAGAGCAAGCAAUAGUGAAGGAGAAGAUGCAAACGGGCUUCCUGGCUUGGCCUUUUCUCCCGUCGGCUGCGGCAUCGCUUACUUCAGCUCUUUGUUGAAAACGGGGGAUUAUGUUACGAGUGACUCGAUCUGCAGGGAGGAGCGGGAAGGAAGCCAGGGAAAAAGAAUGCGGGUCUAUUUAAUGGUGUGCUGCCUUAUUUUCUACACCGUGCGUGGACAAGUAGAGUACUCCAUCGCCGAAGAAACUGAGCGCGGCGCUCCCGUCGGGAACCUAGCACAGGAUUUGGGCAUUGAUGCGACUCGGCUGCCCUCCCGCAGAUUCCGCAUGAUCACCGGUUCAAGUAAGCAGUAUUUCAACCUCAAUGCGAGCACCGGAGCUUUGUCUGUUAACGAGCCCGUCGACAGGGAAGAGAUCUGUGCACAAGAACCUACCUGCUCUCUGAAUUACGAACUCGUGUUAGAAACCCCCCUGGAACUUUAUAAACUGCAGUUUAAAAUAUUGGAUGUGAACGAUCACGCUCCUACUUUUCUGCUGGAGGAAUAUCAUGUGAAUGUCGCAGAGUUCCUGGCUCCGGGAGUCCGGUUUACUCUCCCGGUUGCCCACGAUCUCGACGAAGGCAUUAACAGCGUCCAGAGCUACAUUCUAAGUCCCAACCAGCAUUUCAGACUCGAAAUGCAGACUCGCGGGGAUGGGAGCCGAUAUCCUGAACUGGUACUAGAAAAGUCCUUGGAUCGGGAGCAGCAGGCCGUUCACAGGCUUACUAUCACAGCUAAAGAUGGAGGGAGCCCCCAGAGGUCUGGAGCCGCCCAGAUUGUAGUAACCGUCCUGGACACAAAUGACAAUGCCCCUACUUUUGAGCAUUCUGUCUACAGAGCCAACGUGUUGGAAAACUCUCCUAGAGGUACUCUGGUCACCAGGGUGCAAGCCACAGACUUAGAUGAAGGUCAAAAUGGAGAGGUCUUCUACUCGUUUAGCAACAGCACAUCUCCUGAGCUACAGAAGAUGUUCAGCAUCAACUCCCAGAAUGGGGAGAUCAAAGUCAACGGUGCUUUACGUGUCCAGAAGCCCCUGCUCGAGAUGUUCAUUGAGGCAAGGGAUAAAGGAGUCUUCGGCAUGUCCAGUGUAGCCAAACUAUUGGUGGAAAUUACUGAUGUGAACAACAAUGCCCCAGAAAUUACACUCACUUCACUGUCCAGCCCCAUCCCAGAGGAUUCUUUGUUGGGCACAGUGGUGGCUCUUUUGAGUAUUACUGAUGAAGAUCCUGGUGAGAAUGGGAAAAUCAUUUGUAAGGUUCCUGUUGACAUCCCCUUCCAACUCAGGUCCUCUUUUGAUGAUUACUACAGCCUGAUCACAAGUGAUCUUCUUGAUCGAGAACAGGUCAGUGAAUACAACAUUACGGUCACUGCCUCUGAUCUGGGUUCCCCUCCCUUUGCCAUUCAGAAAGCACUGUGGGUGCAGAUUGCGGAUGUGAAUGACAAUCCUCCCAAAUUCCUCAACCAGAUCCGUGAAAUUUACAUAACAGAGAACAAUAAGCCUGGGGCAUCUGUUUUCCAGAUGUUGGCCUCUGAUCCAGACCUCGGGGAGAAUGGUCGGGUAUCUUACUUUCUCAGGGACAUUGACAUCCAGGGCAGCUCCUUAUCCAGAUAUUUAGCCAUUGAUGCAGACAAUGGAAUCAUCUAUGCAAAAGACACUUUUGACUUUGAGCAACUCCAAAAUUUUCAUUUCCAAGUAGAGGCAAAGGACAAUGGCUUCCCAAUUCUGACUGCCACUUUUAUUGCCAGUAUUACUAUCUUAGACCAAAAUGACAAUGCCCCAGUCAUCUUGUAUCCAGAUGUGAGAAAUGCUUCAGUGGCGGUUGAAAUUGUGCCACGCUUGGCAGAUGCCAACUAUUUAGUGACCAAGGUGGUGGCCCAUGACCCAGACAGUGGGCAGAAUGCUUGGCUUUCUUAUCACCUUCUGCACUCUUCUGACACAAGCCUAUUUCAGGUUUCACCAAAUUCUGGGGAACUUAGGACUAGUCGUUCAAUGAGAUCUAGUGACCCCAUCAAGCACAAAGUGGCGAUCUUGGUGACAGACAAUGGGGAUCCUCCCCUCUCCUCUACUGUAACUCUGGGCAUCCUACUAGCUGACACUCUCCCACAAGCACUCCCAGACUUUGAUGACAGCCUGGAAACACAUGGGCAGCAGCUGUCCAGCUUGAACUUCUACUUGAUCAUUGCUCUGGGCUGCCUUUCCCUUGUCUUUUUUGGAUUUAUCAUUUUCCUUUUUGCUAUUCGACUUUUCCACUGUAGGACUAACCCCUCUUGCAAUUGUUGUUAUUCCACGGAUGAGUAUGAAAAGUACCGGUACAAUGUGCGCAUGCUCCCAAGCUCUCAUUUUACCCCAGAGAUGGUUGAGAUAGCAGGGAUGGGGAAGCUUACGCACACCUAUUUAUAUAGGGCAGCCCUAGGUGUAGGGACUAGCAAUAACAACUUGAUGUCCAACAGAGAUGCCAGAAACCUUUCCAAGGGGGCGGGAUUAUUGCAAGUGCCAGCAUCCUGCAUUCAAGUACAGAAGGUGAAGAGUGACCAUUUUAAUGCCAUUCUGGUGCCAAAACCACCCAAUCCUGAUUGGCGUUAUUCUGCAUCUUUAAGAGCUGGAAUGCAAGGUGCUGUACACAUGGAAGAAACAGGAGGCCUGCGUGUUGGAUCAGGGGGACCUGAACAGCAGUGGCCAACAGUAUCCAGUGCAACAACAGAACCUGAAGCUGGUGAAGUGUCCCCUCCAGUGGGAGCUGGCGUGAACAGCAACAGCUGGACUUUCAAAUAUGGGCCUGGUAAUUCCAAGCAGCCAGGACCAAGUGAAUUGCCAGACAAAUUCAUCAUCCCAGGAUCUCCUGCUAUCAUCUCCAUUCGUCAAGAUCCGCCAAAUAGCCAAACUGAUAAAAGUGACUUCAUAACCUUUGGCAAGAAGGAAGAGACCAAGAAAAAGAAGAAAAAAAAGAAGGGAAACAAGGCUCAGGAUAAAAAAGAAAAGACCAAUAGCGCCACUGAUAACAGUGAUCAGUGAGAGGCUUAUACUGAACAAUCGAUUUAGCCAAUUUUUGCAAUCCUGGAAGAGCUCUCCCAUGUAGCAACUCCCAACUUCUUCCUACUGUUAACCAAUUUCCUGUAUGUGCAAGACUUCAAAAAUCUGCAGGGAAUUCACAAUGUCUUUUGCUUGACAGGUUUUGUCUUGAAAGCUUUAUCAUACCUGACAUUAACUAUUUUUCUCCACCCUGGCUUAUUUUCAGAUUCUAAAAAAAGCAGAUCAGUUUCUUUUCUCUCCUCUGGAAGAGAAACUUUUCAAAACACAGCCCAAGCAAAAUUGGAAUCUGUAACCUUAUCCUGAUGACAUAUGAGGGUGGGGAGUUAAACAGUUUUGUUAUUGUGCACCCUGUAGCUGAUUGAAAACUCCUGCGCACUGAUGGCUGGCUGGUGAUGCAAGGUCAGAGUAAUAUGAUGCAAAAGCACUCGCAAAACAUGAACAAAUUAAGUUACUUGUUAAAUUAAUGUGCCCUGGGAUCUACCUUAAAUUUGUGAUUAUUUUGUAUUCCAUCAGAUUUACCCAUGUAUAUUGUGAGUGCAAGCUUUUAUAUGUUUUAUAUGCACACUCCAGCAAAAAAGCAAGUUUAACUCAGACAACUCAUAUGAGAAACCAUGAAGUAUGUCUGCUUCCAAGCCAUUGGCCAUAUUGCCGCAACAAGGCCUUUGAUCUCCUAGCAAGGAUGUCCCUCAGGGAACGUCUGCAUGGCAACCUCCCAUAUCCUUGACUCGCUACUGUAGAGCUAAACAAGGUGUGUGGAAUAUCUCCCUCUUGGAAAAAAAAAAAACACAAAUAACUUUGGAGAGUGGGGAUUCCUUAUUCACAUCUUGUGUGCAGCUGUGUGGAUAGAAGUGUCUACAACCCAGAUAACUGAACAUCCCUCUGGGGACAUAAUCCAAGGCUGUUAUGAAACCACCGUGCUGACAAGCUCUCAGAGUUUAACAAAGGAAUUAAGGGCUGACAUCUCAGGAAUGUAAAUGACUGUGAUGUUUCCUUUAUGUCCUUGUUUCCACUCUAUUUAACAUUCCUUUGCACAUAGCAUCUCUGAAAAUAUCAGAGUAUUUCCAUAAAACAUAUGCAAAAAUAUAGAAGGAAGGAAGUAGUCUUAUCCAUGCUAUUAGUGAUUUAAUAUAUUUAUAAAGGGAGAAUAGCUGUAAAUGAAGAAAUAUGAUGUCCUUUACCCCCAAACUGAAGUAAAUUUACAGCCAUUAGAAAAUAUAAUUGCUGCUAAUAAAGUGCUUUAGAAAAAAAUGCCUGAAACAUUGUAUUAUAUUUGCCAAUCACCGCUUUAUUAUAUCAGGUCACUAGAUUGGGAAUGGGGACUCCCUCUUGCAUGCAUUUAAAGAAGUAUAAGAUUUUCUUGCUCUCAUUUUGCUUUCCUUAUUCUGCACUUUGAGUACACUCCUUUUGUAAAAAUAAUAAUAAUAAUAAUCAGGGGAAGUGGAAAUAAAUUCUUUCUCACCAAGCAACUAAUCUGCUAGCUCUGUUAAGUGUCUUGAUGUAUUCGCCUACAUGAUCUUCUUGGGUUUAGUUUCUCUAAGAUUUUAUGAAUUUCUGACCCUUCAAAUUAUUGCUUAUUAUGUAAAAUUAAAGUACUGUAUGUAUGCAACAUGCUCUUAUAAGUAUCCUAAAAUAUUUAUUCUGUGCUUAUGUAUGUGAAUGUCAAUGCAACUAUUAUCUAGUGUGGACAUUAAGCUUUAGUAGUUGAAUGUAAAUCUACUAUUAUUUUUUUGUACAUUUGUGAAGUGGAGUAGCGUUAAUAUUUUUAAGCACUGUUAGUAACUAGUUUUUGUGUAUGAAUUGAAACACAAGUAAAAUACCUUUCUUAAAUCAAGAAA
This is a messenger RNA of Crotalus tigris (Tiger rattlesnake), 13090 nucleotides long. RefSeq lists its product as uncharacterized. Gene Ontology annotation, molecular function: calcium ion binding. NCBI's taxonomy places the organism in Eukaryota, Metazoa, Chordata, Lepidosauria, Squamata, Viperidae. Gene Ontology annotation, cellular component: plasma membrane. The record is from RefSeq and is a predicted model, not a curated record. Gene Ontology annotation, biological process: homophilic cell-cell adhesion.